GAAACGCGAUUUUGUAUAAGUUAGCAGCUAUUAUCAUGCAUAUUCAGAGUUGUUUUGUGAACUUUCAACAUUCUACUAUUAAACUACAAAAAAUGGAAGAUUUUGAAAUGAAUAUAAAACUUAUAUUGAGAGUUGAAAGAUUUUCCCGGUUUUUUCCCGAUUCGCCUCUCAAUCCCUAAUUGCCCCAUUUUACCGAGCUAGAACUAGAUUUCAAAAAUGGCAAAUAAAACCAUUACGUUUGUCACAGGAAAUUUAAAAAAACUCGAAGAGUUUCGAGCCAUAUUAGGAGCAAAUUUUCCAUUUGAAGUCGUAAGUCACAAAUUGGAUUUGCCUGAACUACAAGGAGAAAUUGAUGAAGUGUCAAUAAAAAAAUGCCAAGAGGCCGCUCGACUCCUUAAGCAGGCUGUAAUUGUGGAAGAUACGAGUUUAUGUUUCAAUGCAUUAUGUGGCCUGCCCGGUCCUUAUAUUAAAUGGUUCCUGGAUAAAUUGAAGCCGGAAGGACUGCCCAGAUUAUUGGCUGGAUGGGAGGAUAAAUCUGCUGUAGCCGUCUGCACUUUUGCCUAUUGUAGUGGUGAGAAAGAUAAUGUCAUUCUGUUCCAAGGACGAACAAAAGGAAUAAUCGUAGAACCGAGAGGUACGAGGGAUUUUGGAUGGGAUUGUGUCUUCCAACCAGCAGGUUACAACAAAACAUAUGCAGAAUUACCAAAAACAGAGAAGAAUUUAAUUUCACACAGAUACAAGGCUCUAGAAAAACUAAGAAACUAUUUUAUAGAAAACACAAACAAUUGAAACUUAAAACAAAAGUAUAAAUAAAAUUAUAAUAACUAAUAAUAAAUAAAAUAAGGUAAAAUGUUAUUUUUUACCAGUUAGAACAGUGAAAAAGAGUCUAGUCCUACUAAUAUACAGGAACACAUGUUUGAGUAUAACAUAAUUAUCUUACCAAUUUUUGCUACCAUAUAAAUGUUGGGGUUUGAAAGACAUGAAAUAUAUGAAAUAUAUACCUUUACCAGUUUUUCUAUUUAGGAUUCCAGCCCCUAAUGCAAUCUGCCAAGAAGGCCAUUCACAAUGUAAUGUUGGGUUUUAUACAAUCUUAACCACAUGUAUAUGAAAAUGUUACCACAACUAUAGGUAAUGGGAAAGUGAAGAUAUUCCACCAAGUCGGAGUUAUUGUUCAGAAGACCAAUAGUUAAAUUUUAUUUGGAACUUGUGAAUACAUAAAUCGAUUUUAAAGAUUGUGAUUCAAAUGUUUUCCACAUUGAUUAUUCUAUCGAAACAUAUAAUUAUAGACUAUAACUGCUAUGGCUACAAAGUUAAUUGCUGUUGGAUGACUUGAUAAUAUCUUGUGUUUUGUGUAGCUGUACUCAACAUUGGUGUCACAUUUAUAAUUUAAAUUAUAAAUUUAUAAUAUAAAUGUGGAAGUUGCAGAUGCAUCAUUGCAGGUCACCAGUUCGUAAUGAACGACAAAGUGAAGAUCUUCGACUGAUAAAUUAUUAUUUAAAAAAAACAUUAUUUUAUGAAGCUCUCUCCUUAAGAAUUGAUUUCUUUUUAAUGAUACCAGUGCAAAAAAGUUUUUUUCAUUCAAGGUAGAUUUGACAAAAGUUUAUUUAUAGUUAAAUCUAGCUUUUAGUUUUUCAUUAAAUUAAUUACGACGUUUCCUUUUUA
This is a messenger RNA of Bombyx mori (domestic silkworm), 1662 nucleotides long. RefSeq names its product inosine triphosphatase. Gene Ontology annotation, molecular function: nucleoside triphosphate diphosphatase activity. Gene Ontology annotation, biological process: nucleoside triphosphate catabolic process. Gene Ontology annotation, cellular component: cytoplasm. The transcript is spliced from 2 exons. NCBI's taxonomy places the organism in Eukaryota, Metazoa, Arthropoda, Insecta, Lepidoptera, Bombycidae. The coding region runs from base 217 to 789 and encodes 190 amino acids. The record is from RefSeq and is a predicted model, not a curated record.